Molecule: messenger RNA, 2654 nt
Organism: Bursaphelenchus xylophilus (pine wood nematode)
Lineage: Eukaryota; Metazoa; Nematoda; Chromadorea; Rhabditida; Aphelenchoididae
Source: the annotation of a GenBank genome assembly
AUGAACUCAGUAAUUAAUCCAAUCUUCUUUUCAGCCAUUUCCCCAUUUCUGAUGUCCAAGCCGACUCUUUUCCCGGAGAGUCGACGUAUCCUAGUAGAGCAUCAGUUAUGGUCCGAAUUCGACUCAACUUCCAACGCUCCUUCUAUUAAAUAUAGAUGCUUUGAAGAGCCGUUAAACGAGAUUUAUGCAAAGCAAUUUGAUUCAAAAAACGUCGCAAAAUUGGCUGUAAGUGAGAUCACCGACAAAAAAUGUAAAUUUCAGGACUUGAAGAUGAAACUUUGCUUAAUCUAUCAUUUCAGCUGGUCAACAAAAAAUUUCAACGUCUUAUUAAUGUUUACCUGUGUAAAAGUAAUUUCCAAGUCAUCGUAACGGGAGAUAAUGGUAGGUCAACGUAAGAAUUUGUUUGAUAAGACCGUACAGCGAGCCAUUGCAAAUAAAAAUAACUGUAUAAGCAUAGGGCAAUUUUUAAAAUUUUCCAAAGAAGUUGUUAAGAUACGCAGAAAGUUUUUAUACUACAUUUUAAAAUCACAAUCAACUGAAUUAUAGAGAAAUCGUCCUCAUUGAUCCUGGAAAACAAGCUUCACCGGAUUUACUGCCAAUUCCCAGAAUUAAAGCGGCUCCGAGCUGCCGGUCUGCUCAAAUGGAAACCUCAAGCCUUGCAAGUCUUUCAUAUGUCGUCUUUCCCAGAAUGGACCAUCUAUACUGCCGAAUUUACUGGUAAGGACAUCUUGGAGCAAGAAAGAUCAUCAUUAAAAAAAUAGACAUCUUUCAUUUCCAACCGAAAAAAACAAUGAUUUUCGGGGCAAAAGGACCCUACUACAAAAGUUUUUUUGACUCCAAAAAAAUGGCGACCAUUUCUUGAAAGAUCUUGGAAGAUAUCUAUCUUGGCCAUGUCUACAAAGCACAAGCUAUCAUUUUUGUAACUUGACAGAUAGCCAUGACAAAUUCAUUGUUCUGUUUUGACAUUGCUUUAUGUAGCAUAUCAAAUUUUAGUAAGCCUUUUUAUGACACAUUUUUUCACGUAUUUUACUUCUAUCUUUUCAGAGCUAGAACAGCUUUGCAUAGCCCCAGUCCAUCCCACAAAUCCAGAGCUGAAAUCCGUCUUAAACAACGCCACUCAACUCAUUACCAAUUCUGCGAAAUCGCUGAAAAAACUUCGCUGCAAUCAAGCCAUCUUGAAGCAUUCCAAAUUUCCACCCGUUUCGUUGCAAUACUGCGGAUCUCCAGUCUUUCGAAUCAGUAAGUUCAUCAAGUGCUGCUACUAAAGUUGAUAUUUAAAAACAAUUCUUUGUGCUCUUUCUAGACGGUAAAAUAUACGGGCUCCGACCGCCAAAGAGCGAGUCUCUCAACGACUCUGCAACUCAAUUUUCUUUGCUCGAGAGGACUCGGGAAGUUGAUGAGGUUCGUCCAGUCGAAGCCUUGCUCGCCCAAAACAUCCGCCGAUUUGAUCUUGAAGCUCAUUCGUACAUCACUUUCAAUCAACUGCGGUAAGUAAAAAUGCGAGAAAAUUAGUCAUUCAAAUUUUGUAAAGAAGACUUUUUGCGUUAAAUUUUGCAUCUUAUUUUAGCCGAGACUUCAAACUGAAUUCGAAUAUCAAAGAGCUCAAAUUCGGAUGGGAAUCGGAUUCGCUGGAGAAGACGGCAGCGGUUUUGUCGACGUUUGAGAAGCAUGGAGAGGAUGUAGAGAAAAUCGUCUUCAGCGACAAACAAAUUGUAAGUUCAAUUGAGGCUUGUAGUCAUGGUGCUAGAAGUGCGACGCUCAGAUUUUGAUGAGACUUGGCUCAAAUUUAAAAUGAUUUUUUCAAAGAUAUUAUGCAAGACUGACUCCUUGGCUCGAAAUUUACAAAAACGAACGAGAUUUGGAGGCCGGAACUUGGCAAAUUAUGACAGUUUUUUUUAUGAAUUUUGGCAUGAAAAGCUUUGAGCUUAUUUAUACUGUUUCCAAAAAAAAAUCAAUUUUUUUUCUGCACGAAGCUGGCAAAGGUAUGACCAAAACAUGCUUUUCGGUCUGACCGCUCUCGGAGUUUUGCUUACUCUCUUGUCGGAAAAGACCGUUGAAUAUCUCGGCGCUCGAUAGAGCGGGAGCUAAAAUUUUAAGAGUUGAUACUUGGCCUAUGUCCGGAGGGUGUGCAAAACUUGAAGAAAAUUUGAGCGUCACACUUGGCACCGUUCCCUUAUGAGCCAAUUUUCUUUAAAACCGCCGGCAUAUCUCAUGCAUUUCCAAAGUUUUUCCCAUAACAUCCCAUUCGGACACUUGCACUUUUCUUCAGCUAUAUUUUUUAGGCCCCAUCCCACCUCCGUGACUUCGACUACACUCAACUCUUAAAAUACGCAAGAAAAUUCAAGGACUACUCCGAACUCACUUUCAACUCCAAAUUCGAUAUCAACUUUACUGUUGAAUUUUGGCUCAUCCAAUCCAAGAAAGACUUCCUCCGAUUUCAACACGAAGACGGACUUUACUCCAAGCAAAUCGAGAUUCUUUACUCCAAAUCGGGUCUGAAAAUCCAGUGGAUUAACAACGAUUUUGCUUUAAACCUCAACGAAUUUGAAGACAACGAUCUCUCAAGGAAAAUUCAAGUGUUUGCGAACACAUUGAAGAACUCUGUCGACAAGAAAAACAUUCCAAAUGGACCACAUCGGAUCAGUUAUUACUAA